AUGACCCUGGAAGACUUCUGUAGGUUCUAUAGUGAUCUGGACAUCUGCUGCCUGUCUCCCGACUUCCUUGAUGGAAAUACAUCUUGCCACUGGAAGACCUCGCGCUAUGAGGGCCGAUGGGUUGGAACUGCCGGAGGAUACACGAAUAAUACGGACAGUUUCUGGACUAAUAUGCAGUACCAGGUCAAGAUUGAGGAAUUACUCUGUGAAUGUUCUGGGAAACAGGGUGAGAAGAUCAUGCUGUUGUCUCUGAUGCAAAAGCCUGACAAGAGGAACAGACGCCUGGUCUCAGCAUUGGAUUCUAUGCAUUUGAAGGAUGAGGCAAUGUUUGAUGCCAGUUACAAGCUGUUCUGUGAGAGGAACAUCCGCCAGAGGCUGCUUGUCAACAAUGAGGUGCUUAGAAUGGGCCAGCUGAGGCAGGCCUUCAUUGACAUGGUGAAAGCAAACGAAGGUGUUGAUGCUUCAAACUACAGACAGGAUCUGUUGAAGAAGAGGCUGGCUCAAGAUUUCCCUCAGCUAGCGUUUCACAUGCCCACCAAACGCAACGUCUGCGAACUGGUUUUUGCUGAGACUCUGUCAAAGGAUGCACUCGUGGACAUGCUACCAGAUCCAUCCGGUACGGAAACAACACAGUCCAGUGAAUUGAGCCAGACAGACAGCGACAAUGAAACAGGGAGAACAAAGUGCCAAACAACACAUGAGGACACAAGGACACUGUAUACAGCAGCGUUGUUUUUGAAAAGACUGCUUAGUGACACUCCUGGCAUGUCAUGCCCAUGGCCUCCCACUUCUGAAAAUGUAAAUGUCACUGAAUCUCAAACUGUUGUCCCCAUUGGACUAUACAAUCUGCUCAGCUGGAUUAUAGGUUCCACUGAGGAGCCAACACUGGAUCAUUAUGUCAACAUUGAUGAUGACGUACAUUUGAAAGUGUUGUCUGUUUGUCAAGACAUUGUGUACCUUGCUUCCAAGGGCCGCAAGCAGACACCCAAGUCCUUGGCUUUAGGUUUAACUGUUCGACAUUUAACUGGAUCAUCACGCAUUGUAUCACUGCUUAACAGACUGGGACAUUGUGCAUCAUGGGACACAGUUUUGAGUCUAGACACUAGCCUUGCCCAACUGACACUAGUAGAAGGCAGAGACAAAAUACCGAAGGGAUUCUCAAAGCGGACACCCACAACACUUGUGUGGGAUAACAUUGACUUUGGUGAGGAGACACUAUCGGGUCGUGGAACUACUCACCAUACAAAUGGAAUUAUGCUCCAGAGUGUGCCCGGCGAGCCUAUGUCCACAGCAAUCAGACAGCCACUGAGAAAGGGAGUUACCUCAUUCAUAGCCCCCCCCCCCCCAAUGCCUAUACAACCUUACCAUCAGUCCAAAAGGCAAGGGCCACAGAACUUGUGUCAACCAGUGCAGUCAGCGACAUGCAGAAUGGACACCCACUUUGCUGUACAAGCUGAAAUGGCAUAUGCUUUUGUGAAGUCCACAUGUACGGAUAGUUGUACAAUCCCAAGCUGGACAGGGUUCCAUACACUGCUUCAGGAUGAAAACACUCUGCAGAAGUCCGCAUUGUAUUAUCUUCCAGUCAUUGAAGCCUCACCAACAGAGAUGUCAACAGUCAACACUAUCCUGAAGCGAAGUGUCCAGAUUGCUGACCAGCUAGAACUGGAUCAUAUAGUUUUAGUGUUUGACCAGGCUAUAUAUGCCAAAGCACAGCAAAUACGCUGGAAGGAUGUUGAGUUUACAAAGCGUCUAGUGAUUAGACUAGGUGAAUUCCAUACAUGCAUGUCCUACCUGAGUAUUCUAGGCAAAAGGUUCGGAGAUGCAGGACUGCAAGAUAUCCUCAUUGAAUCUGAAGUUGUUGCCCCAGGAUCCAUCAAUGGGGUACUCAAUGGCCAUCACUACAAUCGCAGCAUGAGGGCUCAUAAACUUCUAUAUGAGAGUCUGCAGCGCAUCCGGUUUAUCACCUUCAUGGACUCCUUGCCACCCCAAGAGAGAGCUGCGUGCAUGGAUGUCAUCACUGAGAUGGAAUGUGCCUUUCCAGACAGAUUGAUGGAUGUUUUGAGUGCAGAUCAGAGGUUUGAUAAUAUGUGCUCGAAAUAUGCAGACUUUGUGCAGAGGAGGAGUACAGAGAAUGCAACAUUUGCUUUCUGGAGCUCAUACAUUGACAUGAUGCAGCUACUCCUCCUGUUUGUGAGAGCAACGCGAGAAUCAAACUGGCAGCUUCACCUGUCAACCGUCCGGUUAAUGAUGCCAUGGUUUUUUGCCUACGAUAGAGUAAAUUACGCUCGAUAUUUACCUGCAUACUGGCUGGAAAUGAUGAAUCUGCCUGUCACACAUCCCUCUUGCCACAGUGACAUGAAUGUGAAAGGCCAGUGGACUGUCCAGCGACAAAGUGUUCAUGGAUUUGCCUCCAUUGCUUGCGACCAGGCUAUUGAGCAAACGCUUAACAGAGAUGCCAAGACCAAAGGUGGCUGGACAGGGAUCACACAAAAUCGGUCUGCAGUGUAUCGCUGGAUACUGUCACAGCAUGAAAGAGCCGCGAUAGCAAGACAGUGUGAAUCAAUGGCAGGGAUAUCUCCUGAGCUACGGACAAGAAAAGACCUGGACAAGACACGCAUCUCUGCUGAUGCAAAGGCUGUGAGUAGAAUCUUGGACACUAUUGAUUCCAUGCUCAACCCUUUUGAUGUACACCAACACGGCAUUGUGUGUCUUAGCUCUGGAAGAGUAGCAACAGGAGAAAUCACAAAGGAUUUGCUUGUUGCCUCAGAAAAGGGUGAAAAUGCUGUAAAGGAGUUUAUGGAGCAGAGACUGUUAUCCAAAACAGUUGACAUAUUUGCCCCCAUAAUAUCACAAAAACUCAAGACUCUCAGUGAUCAGAAAAAGCCCCCCAAAAAAUCUGCAGCAGGCAAGGAAGUGAUUUUGCGUGCUGACAAGAAGUUAUUUUCCAGGCUCCUCAUCCUUGGCCAGAGCAGGAAAAUUGAAAUGAGGGAAAUUCUGUCAUAUUCCUUGGGAACUGUGUCAUAUCCAUUAGCAAGUGCUGAUGGUUCACUUGCCAAAACAAACAAAUCAGGUCUCAUGGAUCUAAUGCAGAGCAAAGGUGGAGAGUGCUUGGUUGACAAAGUUCCAAUAGGUGGUGCCAUUCUUUUUGAUGGCAUGGCAGUCAUGCAGGCCAUGCCAUCCAGACCAGCAACAUUUGGAGAGCUUGCAGAGACCAUACUGCAGAGCAUACUCCAACUUGCUUUGCAUCACAAGUGUACACGCAUUGAUUUUGUCACUGACCGGUAUCCACCCAUCAGCAUCAAAAGCCUAGAACGGUCCCGUAGAGCUGAUGCAGGGUCACAACUAAUAACAAUCUUCAGCCCAGAUCAGAGAACUCCAACCCAGUGA
Gymnodraco acuticeps is the source of this 3387-nucleotide messenger RNA. RefSeq lists its product as uncharacterized. The transcript has 4 exons. The record is from RefSeq and is a predicted model, not a curated record. Lineage: Eukaryota; Metazoa; Chordata; Actinopteri; Perciformes; Bathydraconidae. The coding region runs from base 1 to 3387 and encodes 1128 amino acids.